Messenger RNA from Exophiala xenobiotica, 1971 nucleotides. RefSeq lists its product as uncharacterized. Gene Ontology annotation, molecular function: aminoacyltransferase activity. The transcript has a single exon. The record is from RefSeq and is a predicted model, not a curated record. Gene Ontology annotation, biological process: phospholipid homeostasis. Lineage: Eukaryota; Fungi; Ascomycota; Eurotiomycetes; Chaetothyriales; Herpotrichiellaceae. Bases 1 to 1971 code for a protein of 656 amino acids.
AUGGAUUGUGACAAGACGGCCGCGCCUAUAUUGAAGCAGAGACUCACCAGCCUUAUUUCAAUCCAAGCGCCCGUUUUUGCUCGUCUCUUUCAAUCCCGGAUCAGUCUCCGCGAUUUUGAAAACCUGCAAGCUUUUCGUUCCUUACCUGCUUGCCUAAUGGCCAGCAUGCUUGUUGACACAAUGGCCAACCCUGAACCAGAAAUAACGGCUGUGGAAGAGAUCCUCACUGUCACUGUCGAGUCACCUUCCAGUGAAGGUCUCACAAUCCACAAAGAAGCCAUGAUUUCGACCAUUACCGAGACUACUGUUGAUACGAAAGCGGUCACAUCCGUACAGGUGCUCGAAGAGACAACAACUGUAUCGAAAAACGCGGAAGCCGCUCCCACAAAGGUGAAGAAAGCAAAGAAGUCCAAGGACAGCAAGGAGAAAGCGCCACCUAAGCCGGCCGAGCUACCAUUCUACCAGUCCUUGGGCCAGAAGCUAUGUACUGAAAGCCAAGAGGAGACAGCAUGCAACAAGCGUGCUCUAGAGGACACAAACAUACAAGCCUCUUCAACCGGUUCGAAGUCUAGAGCCAGUACGUCUGACUUUCUGCAUCCCAGCAGACCGACGCAUCGACGAACAAACAGCCACCGAUCAGAAGUCGACCUCAGCGAUCGCGAGAACAGUGUCAGCACCGGGUCCAUGUCCGACAUUGAAGUUAAGGACCCGUCAGUCAAUAGCAGUCUCAAAGGCAACCUGUACAAUCUCGACGACUUCAAACGUCUCGAAGCGAUCAACCAGCUCAUUGCAGAAUAUGGCACGGUCUCUCACAUGAGUGUCCGGGAUCCCAGCUACUCGUUCUGGAUCAAUAGGACUCGGACUGCUGCUGUUCACUUCAAACUCCUCAACAAGGUCGCCGUGCUAGCUGGUGAUCCACUCUGCCCAGCAUCUGCCAUGCCCUCAGUUCUUGAAGAGUUCGAGAGAUACUGCAGGAAAUCACGCUGGAAGACCUCCAUCAUCGGCGCUAGCGAGGACAUGCUGGAGCUCGCCAAACUCCGGAAAUGGCCCGUCAUGCGCUUCGGCACAGAAAAGGUCUUGAACCCAAUGACGAACGAAGUACUCCUGGGCAAGGGCGGAAAACGAACAGCCACACAAUGCAAGCAACUCCUCGACCCUACCAAAGGCGGUCUGACGCUGCACGUCUACAUCCCCUCCAGAGGACGCGACCUCAGCCUCGAGGCCGAAUUGACCAAGAUCUACGACGACUGGCGCGGCGACCGCAACACAUCUCGCGACAACCAGGCUUUCAUCACGGUCUUUGAAAUGUUCUCCAUGCCGCACCUCAUGACCUUCAUCUACACGACGAGCAAAGACGGCGCGGGCGCAGGCGCGAUCAACGGCUUCGCCGCCCUCCGCAAAAUGGGCUCGUCGGCGGCUGGGAAAUACCACAUCGACCCCUUCAUCCAAGCAGCUUCCGCCCCCAGGGGGACAUCGGACCUCCUCAUCUUCGCGUCGCUGGCGUACCUCAACGCCCUCGGCUCCACGUAUCUCGGCCUGGGCCACGAACCCGUCAGCGAGCCAGACGCCAUGUGGAACAUGAACUCGCUCAUUGUCAAGUCCACGAGAAAGGUCUACCGCCAUAUCUUCGGGCGUCUGCCCGUGGGCGGCAAAGAGACGUUCAAUUCGCGCUGGAAGCCCGACAGCGAGCAAGAGGCCGGCUUGUAUCUCAUCUUCAUCGGCAAGAAGACACCCAGCCCGAAACAUUUGCUUGCAAUGACGCAUUUCGCCAACAUAAGUCUGCGCAACGUCCUCAAGGCAGACUGGAAGGAUUUCAAACAGGAGCUGCGUGUGCCUGUUGCCAAUCCGGGACUGAUGCUUUAUGCCGGUGCUGCGCCGUCGGUGCAGGCCCCCGGCGCGGAUCGUGAUCGUGAUCCUGAACGUGUGAAGGUGGACCGUAGCGUCAGUGCACCAGCUACCACCACGCUAUAA